Messenger RNA from Gongylonema pulchrum, 261 nucleotides. The record is from the annotation of a GenBank genome assembly. NCBI's taxonomy places the organism in Eukaryota, Metazoa, Nematoda, Chromadorea, Rhabditida, Gongylonematidae.
AUGAUCCGAAAGGUCGGAACGAUUGGGCAUGAGCUUGGCCAUAUGCUUGGCUUAUGGCAUGAACAUUCACGACCCGAUGCCGACGAACACAUUGAGGUGCUCAAGGAUUAUAUCUUGCCAUCUUAUGUGAGCGAAUUUUUGGAACGAAGUACUGAUGAAAUUAUAACUUUCGAUGUCCCAUACGACCUUGGUUCGAUCAUGCAUUACGGUUCCACAGCGUUCAGCGCUGAUCAGAAAAGCAAAACACUUCGGACACGGUAA